Melitaea cinxia (Glanville fritillary) is the source of this 3310-nucleotide messenger RNA. RefSeq names its product cyclin G (gene CycG). The transcript has 9 exons. Bases 16 to 1095 code for a protein of 359 amino acids. The record is from RefSeq and is a predicted model, not a curated record. Lineage: Eukaryota; Metazoa; Arthropoda; Insecta; Lepidoptera; Nymphalidae.
CACCAAAGCCCGAUCAUGUUGAGAGCGGGCGCGGGACACCCGGAUGCUGACGGCGCAUCCACAUCCGGCACCGAUAUACGGCAGCUAUACAGUACUCUUAACGAGUAUCUUCAGCUCGAGACCAAGUUCCAGCCGCGCCUCUGCCUGCCAACCGAUGGCGAGAAUGGUGAAGUGACAACGGGAGCGCGUGAUGGCGCCGCCCAUGUCCUUCGUUGUCUCAAAGUAUGGUUCGAUCUGCCGGCUGACGUGCUCAUCGGUGCUAUCAAUCUGUUUGAUCGCUUCCUAACAAAAAUGAAGGUGCGACCAUGCCACGUUCCCUGUAUCACCGUUUCCUGUAUGAACAUAGCAAUAGACGAGUAUGCCGAAGUUACAAAACAGCCACGUAACGUCACUGUUGAAGAACUGGUGUCGGUGUCCCAGUCGGCGUGCACGGCGGGCGACGUGGCGCGCAUGUCGCGCGUCAUCGCCGACAAGCUGGCGCUGGCCACGCGCUGCGCGGUGAGCGCGCUGCACUGGGCGCGCCUGCUGCGCGCGCUCGUGCUCGCCGCCGCCGACUCGCUGGCCCUGCGCGACGUCGCGCUGCCGGAGAAUGAGUUGAUCAACUUGGUGGAGAUAGCGGUGUGCGACGCGGAGUGUGUGAACGCUCGUACCAGUGAACUAGCACUCGUUCUUGUCUUCCACCAAUUAGAGAAGCACCUCGUGGAACGUAGCCGGCAGGCGGCUGAGGGCGGAGCGCCAGUUUCCGACGACGCUUACUACUUGUACGAGUUCGCAGCACAGUUGCAAGCUCACUGCAACAUGUCGGACGCGUCCCUCGUGACCACUCGCGCCCACGUCAGAGAUGUCCUGGCGCGCUACGAAGCGCGUCAAGCGGCGCCCCAGAGGCAACGCCUCGUGUGGCGCCUCUCCGAGCGAACACUCAAGGUGCUACGCCCCACUGACCGCUUGACAUCCCUAUUGCCAACCAUUGAGGAGCAACACUUCGCUGUCGACUCCACUCCGAAGCGCAAUAGAACAGGAAGCGUAAGCAGCGAAAGCGAAGAAACCUCGGACUGGCCUCGAAGCCCCGUCUUACCCGUCUACUGUAAUAACUGAACCAUAUGAACCAAAAAACCGCGAAGACUGAAGUACCGCUACCUUUUACCGUUGAAGAAAAAAAAAAAUAGCGUUAAUGCUAAAUGCUAGUGUUACCAUCGUUUGGCGAGAAGAAAAACUUAGGUAGAAAAAUAUUGAAGGAAAACUUGACUGCCAUUCUCAGUCAUUGUCAACUAAGCGACAUGUAUUUGUCAACGUUUUAUAGAGUUGAGAAUAAAAGUUAAAAAACACUGGCCAGCAAGACACUUGAAAAAAAAAAGAAAAAAUACUGCCUAUAAAUAAUACAGAGGCUGACAGAUGUAGAAAAAAAAAAAUACAUUGGCUGUACUAAUUUAAGACGUUCUAAUCAUCGGUAGCUAUUCACGACUUCGCGAGUUUUGCGGAAACACGAAUCCGACAUAAUAAUUAGAUAAUAGACAAGGCAUAAUUUUUAUUAAUAAUAAUUAUAAUUAUUAUGAAUAAAAUUUUCCGAAAUGAAAAGUUUUUUACUGGAACAUCUAACUUUAUUUAUGUAAAUGACAAUAAUCACACAAUUGCCGUUAUCUAAUUAUUAGUCAUAGUUAAAUUUUUAGCGAAAUAUAAGUAUCGAGGUGAAUUUUUUUUAGAGAUCCCACUUUUGAAUCGAGUCAAAAUUACGUGAUCUGCAUUUCAAAAAAAAAAAAAAAAAAAAAAACUACGAUUACACAAGUAUUGUUUUAAUUAGUUAAGAAAAAAUAGAGUCAAAGAUUUUUAGUUAAGAACUUUAAUAAAAAGUACAUGUGUAACCGUAGCUUUUUUUCGGGGAUUAGGCUGUACUUAGGUUUCUCUAAGCUAUUUUUCAUUUCAAUAAAAUAAAAUAUAAAAAGAUCCAGUCCGAAAUUGAAAAAGUCAUCCGUAUAGCAUUGGUGUGUGAACGAGAGAGCGAUGCAGAUAUAUGUGAGUUAGAGAGAGAUAGCAUAUGGGUGUUUGCGCGGUAAUGUAUAUUUAUGAUUCGAGCGUUAUUUUGUAAGGUUUGUGUUAACAUCGGCGAGAGCGAUGGUUUGCCGCCAUUUUAUCAGAACCCAGAGCUUUAUUAAUGUAAUUUUUUACUUUUUAAGAGAAAAUAAUAGUUUUGGCGGGAAUGUCACCCGUUCAUAGCUUUCGUACUGUGAUGAUUUUUGUAAAAACGAAAAAAAAAUUCCAUAUUUUAUAGACGUAAGUGUAUGUGUCGCAUAGAAUGAGUGUUUAAGAAAAAAAGUAAAAAAAAAAUAUAUAUCCACCGAAAUUUUUUCUUUGUAAUUAAAAAAACAUAAAUAAAAUUAGUAUUAUGAUAUUAUAGUUGAUAAAAUAGUUAAUUUUUAAAUAUAUACUUCUUUAUUACACUGACUAACUCGCUGAGUUUCGUUUAAGUUAUUCGAAAUUAUUAAUUUUGUUGUAUCGUUGGAAUUUCGCAAUUAUCUAAUUAAUAAUAUUUUCAUUUUAAUAUAUUGUAAUACAUUACAUUAGUUAGUGAUAAUUAAUCGAUAAACGAAAAAAAAAAUUACAAAUUUUUAAAAAAUGUAAAAAAAAAAUGAUCUCAAUUUUUCUGUAGUAAAAAAAAAAAACAAAAAAAUGUGUAGUGUGUUUCCUUAUUUGCUAAUUUUAACAAAAAAAAAAAAAAUUCAGAAACGGUGCGUUUACGUUAAAGGUAAGCAAGAUAAAAUCUUUUAUUUUUAAAUUUUUAUUGAUAAUCACACUAAUAACAAUCUUAUGAAUAAUAUUAGGGAUGUAUAACAAAUAUAAUUAUACAUAAUCUAAUAAUUGUGUUACAAUACUUACUGCGAAUAGACAGACUGAACAGUCUUGAAUAUUUACAAGAAACCUGACACUGACAUAUUUAGAAGAUAUACGUUAAUUAUAUUUGUUAAUAUUACAUCAAAAUAAAUUACACAGUUUUCACAAUCGUAUAUUUUCUCGAGGCCCAACAUUUUCAACCAUAUUUGUAAUUUUACGUAAGUGGACUAUUUAGCGCUGCAUAAUUAAAUCAAUAUUUUGUAUAAAGAAAUAUAUAAUCGCUCAAAAUCUUGCCGUAAUAGUUCACUUUUAUAUAAAUAAUAUUGUUUUAUUUUAUCUUAAAGUUCAAUGUAUUUGUGUCUGCAUUUAUGAAAUUGAUAUAAUUGUGUGCCUGAAUUUUAAUAGUUAUAAUUUUACUGUAAGGCAUCUUGUGCAAGAAAUCGAAAUCUCGAAUUAGAGAAUAAACAAUAGUUACGUCUCUUGA